CUGCAGGCCGAGCGCGACGGGACUUGCAAGAGCAGGGCCCUCGCAGCGCUCGGGUGGCUGCUGAGGCUGGACGAGAAAGCCCUCGACUGGUACGUGGAGUCCACCAGGGAGAUGUUCCUUGUUGAGCUGAGGGCCCGCCAGAAGGUUCGCAGGGGCAUGCUGAGGUGCGCGGACGAGUCUCUGGAUCCCGAGAGCGAGGGGGAGGAGGAAGAGAUAUUCGGGUCGCUCAUGUCCACUGGCAGGCGGGACAAGUUUGGCAGGACCAUGCACAUGAAAGUGUGCCACGCCAACACGGCCCGCUACAACCACCUCGUGGACCAAGGCUGCUCCGUGACCACCAGGGGCAGGUGCCUGCCAGACCAGCAGGGCGCAGGGGCCCUGCUGCCCAGCGACUCGCCGGAGGCCUCCCUCCGGCGCAGGCGCGAGGCGGAGGUGCAGCGCAUCCGGCAGGUGGCGGCCCGCGAGCAGCGGGGGGGCCCCGGCGCGGCCGCGCCCGCGGAGCCGCCGCCCGGCGCGCCCGCGGGGGCGCCGGGGGCCGGCGGCGCGCCGCUGGGCCCGGAGCAGCGGUGGAGGGCGAUCGAGGACCACGAGGCCAGGUGGCACUUCCUCGAGACCACGUGCUUCUUCGGGCACAACAUCGGCUUCAGGAAGAUCAAAAAGCUGUACGCCAGGGACGAGGUGCUCGCGAGCCAGGCCCGGGGCGGCGAGGCCGCGCCCGCCCUGGCCGACGGCCCUGCCGCCCCCCGGGGCGACGGCCUCGGCUUCGGCGACACGAAGUACCUGCGGAAGUACACGGUGGGCGGCGCGAACUACGUCACCCACGAGGCGGACCCGAUCUUCCAGGAGCCAGUCGAGAACUUCCUGGGCUUCCUGAGCGGCGACCGGGACGAGACCAUCACGCUUCCCUUCUAUGCGCUGCCCUUUCCAAGCUGCUUCCAGGCGGUGGCACUGAAGGACUACGUCAAGGGAAGGACACUGGCGCUGGACCUGGAGGGGGACUUCGACGAGCACGUCCAGAAGCAGGUGUCGGACUUUUCCAUUCCCUCCGGCAACAUAUUCGUGGCCGGCGGGUUCCUGAACGACCCGAGCUCCUACAACCGUGCCAGCGCCUCUGUGAGCGCGCCCGUCAGGCUGCGCGCGCCCUGAGCGGGUCACGGCCACCCCCCUCUUGUCCUCCGCCUCGUCCUCGCCCUCACGUCAGUCCGCUGGACCACCCAGCAGCCCUCGAACGUGGCGGGAAUUUCGCACUUCGCAGCGCCAUCGCCUUGUUUUUCCUUGCGAGUUGAGCCCCCGCUUCGGUGCGUCGCGGCUUUUUCAUUAGCCAACCCGUCGAAACUUGCCCAGGCAAAACUGUCGCUGUCACUUAGGCGCCGGGCAUGUGUCGCCUGAAAGUGGUGCCCCCCUUUUCUGGCGCGGCGCAGCACUGUCUCUCGCAAAGUUGUUGGGGUUUCGGCCGCGCGCGAGCGAACGACGUUUCGCCCUCGCCCUGUCUCUGGGCGCAUGUCGCGUGGUAGUGGCGUUCCCGCGCGGGCGCGGCACGUGUUCCGUGCAGCGCCUCGGCGGGGCCGCGCGAGAGAGCGGGCGACGUGCUGCCCUCGCCCGAGCGCGCCGCGCAGCCUGGUGCCUGCAGGCGGCCGUGCUGUUUUCGGCGAGAGGCGCACGCUUUUCGGGAUCGCCGCGCGCAUCUCGGGAGUUCGGCCGGCCGUCGGAGGGCCGGCGGUGGGCUCUCUCGCCGCGGCGCCGCGCCGGCGCACCCUGGGGAGG
Prorocentrum cordatum is the source of this 1764-nucleotide messenger RNA. Lineage: Eukaryota; Dinophyceae; Prorocentrales; Prorocentraceae. The record is from the annotation of a GenBank genome assembly.